AUGUACCAGCACUUCGCCGUCUUGGCGCAGCAGUCGAACUGUGUGAACUACCGUCUUGGUAUGAAUGUCUCGGAUGCCAAGCUCCUCUAUGCCAUCGGCGAUAGCAACUACAACCAACGCAUGGAGAUUUUCCACUCCAAGUCGCUGGGUAUUGUGGUGUCAUGGGCUGGUAUGAACCAGACAGGUAUCGACUCAGUCCUGCAGGCGACUGACUUGUUCCUCGAGGAUGUGGACCGCGACCUGUUUCCGCAUGUCCGCAAAGGCGCCAAGAUGUACUCGGGCUUUCAGAACGAAUACAAACGCAUCGCUGAUAUUACUCUGGGCAAGAUCCACGAAUUCCAGGACAAAUACAAUGAGGACCGUGUAUCCCUGACGGGUCUUUCGUUCGGUUCGGGCAUCGCGGCUGUGGCAUCCCUGCACUUGAAUUCUAACCUCAAGCGUGGCAAACUUCACCGCGUCAUGGUUUUCGGUUUGCCCCGAAGCGGCAACCAGGAAUGGGCGGACUCCAUAGACGAUGCCUUGCGCGGCCGCUUCUAUUAUGCCGUGAACGGUGUCGACCUUGUCCCUCGUGCUCCACCGCGUGAACUUGGUUUCCAGCAUCCUUCUGGCCAGAUUUGGAUCAACCCGUCUAACUCGACCCACGCGAAGUUCUACCCUGGCCAAGAAAAUGCCAAUGGUGCGAACUCAGAGUGGGGUUUCAGUAUUCCAGACCACACGGGCUGGUACUUUGAUACUCACAUUGCUUCAUACUGGCAGAAUUGCCCGGCUAGGAUUGGUCACCAUUAA
Malassezia sympodialis ATCC 42132 is the source of this 786-nucleotide messenger RNA. RefSeq names its product lipase family protein. The record is from RefSeq and is a predicted model, not a curated record. NCBI's taxonomy places the organism in Eukaryota, Fungi, Basidiomycota, Malasseziomycetes, Malasseziales, Malasseziaceae. Gene Ontology annotation, biological process: lipid metabolic process.